UAUGGCGGCGACGUUCUCGUGCGUUCCGGAUCUCCAUUCUAUUUCGUUCGUUCGGGGAACGAAAUCUCUAGUAUCGUGUCUGCGACAGCCAAUCACGUUUCGUUUCAGCCCCUGUGGAGCCUCUCUACAGGUGAUUGGUGGCCUCGGCUAGCCAAUCAGAUGGCGUGUUUCACAGCAAAGUUGUUAACCCCCAACAGUAGCACUUUGCUUUCCAGCUCUCUAGUUUCGACCAACGGAAGGAAAAUACGGACUUUUACCGACUGAAAGACGCCGUUUGACGGCCCGGAUGUUGAACGGGAACCGGCUGCUUCUCACCGGCUGGUUCUGUUCGUGAAACUAAGUAGAACCAGCGGAGGCUAACGUUGAUGUUAACUCCCUCUGUGGCUCGCUGCGUCGUGUUCUCUGUCGUCUCUCUCUCUCUCGGGUUUUUCUUCUUCUUCUGGUUAAACUUGCAGAAAUGUUCCCCAUCUGUCCCGAAGGCUUCCACGUUUCCACACAGAUCCACUCGGGCAUCUUUGUGGAAGUUAUGGGUUUAAGAAUGAAAAUUAAAAACCUUUAUUCUCUGCCUGGACCCAGGAUGAUCACAGCAUCAACAGGAACACCAUCUCCAGCGGGCCAUCUCGGCGCAGCAGGUCUACGGCGAGAAGCGGGACAACAUGGUCAUCCCGGUCCCCGAGGCGGAGAGCAACAUCACCUACUACGACUCCCUCUACCCCGGCGACUACAAGAUGCCAAAGCAGCUCAUUCACAUACAGCCUUUCAGCUUGGACACGGAGCAGCCAGACUAUGACCUGGAUACGGACGACGAGGCCUUCGUCAACAAGCUAAAGAAGAAGAUGGAGAUCAGCUGUCUUCAGUUUGAGGAGAUGAUCGACCGGCUGGAGAAAGGCAGCGGUCAGCAGCUGGUGAGUCUCCCCGAAGCCAAGCUGCUGCUGAAGGAGGACGACGAGCUCAUCAAGGAGGUGUUCGACUACUGGAGCCGCAAGAGGAAAAACAGCAAGGCCAACUCCCUGAUCCCCACCGUCAAGCAGGAGAAGCGGGACGGCUCCAGCACCGGCGACCCGUACGUGGCGUUCCGACGGCGCACCGAGAAGAUGCAGACCAGGAAGAACCGUAAGAACGACGAGGCGUCGUACGAGAAGAUGCUGAAGCUGCGCAGGGACCUGAGCCGCGCCGUCACCAUCCUGGAGAUGAUCAAGAGGAGGGAGAAGAGCAAGAGGGAGCUGCUGCACCUCACGCUGGAGAUCGUCGAGAAGCGAAACUCCAUGUCGGACUUUGGUGGAGAAAUAAUGGCGGAGGUUCUGGCUGAGCGGGCGCUGGUGAGGCCGCAGAUCAUCCCCCUGGUUCCGCUCACCAAUCAGUACCGACACCAGGACCAUCUGGACUCCAAGGACUACAAGUCCAAGCCCGAGAAGGCAGAACCCCAGCGGCCGAAGAGGAGGUACGAGAAGAAGCCGAAGAUGUUGCCGUUGUCGUCGGGAAUGGCCCACCACACGGGUCCGGUCGUGUUCAACGCCAAGGACCUGAACCAGUACGACUUCCCCAGCUCCGACGACGAGCCCUUCUCCCAGCUCCACUCAGGCUCUUCGGAAGCGGAGGAGGAGAACGACCCCGACGGCGCGUACGCGUUUCGCAGGAGAGCCGGCUGCCAGUACUACGCCGCCCGUCCGGACCUGGUGGGCAGCUGGCCGUGGAGCGGCGCCUGGGACGGCGGCCUGGCCGAAGCGCGCUUCCGCUACAGCCUCACUACGCUGACGGUUCCACGCCGCUGCCUGGGCAUGGCGCGGCGGCGCGUGGGACGAGGCGGCAGGGUGUUACUGGACCGGGCGCACUCGGACCACGACGGCUCGUUCCACCAACUGGACCCGGAGACGCCCGACCUGCCGCCGCCCACCUCUCCGCCUCCCUCGGCGACUUCGCGCUCGCCGGCUCCCGACACGCUCGCCGGUACCUCAGAAACAAAUACCUCGGACAGAAGUUCCCCCGCCUCGGCGCCGCCGCCCUGCUCGGACCUCAGCCAGAUACUGUCUAAUAUAAAGUCGUGCCGCUGGAGGCACUUCAGACCUCGGACACUACCACUACACGAGCUGGACAACGCCCAGCCGCUGUUCAGGAGGAUCAGUCGAGGCGUGAAGCGCCCGCUCGCCGCUUCAGCUGGGGGACGGCCGUUCGGAUCGCAGCGCCCGGCCAGGGUGGUCCCUCCUCCCACACCCGUUGCUGCGUUCACAGCAGAACAGUACCAGCAGCAUCAGGAGCAGCUGUCUCUGAUGCACAAGCAGCAGCUGGAGCAGAUCCAGCAGCAGCACCAAGCCAACAGCACUGCCAACAGCACACAGAGCCUGGCGAACACGCUGGACGAGGCCAGCGCUCACUUCGCCGCCUCGGCCCUCGUCUCCGCCGAACAGCUGCUGGCUCUGAAAACCAAGGACGAGCUGGCCCUGGGAGGCGGAGUCAACGGCGUCCUCUCCUCAGGUGUCUACAAGGGCUUGUCGCUCUCGAGCACAGCGUCCCCGUCCCCCGCCGCCCCGGCUCCUCCCACCGCCGCCCCGACGUCCGCCUUGCUCCACCCCUGCUCCGCCACCAGUAACAACAACGGCACAGCCCACCCACCCGCCAACGCCGCCGCCGCCAACGCCACUCAGGUCCUGCUGGGAAACAACAACAGCCUCCGUUUGGCGAUCCCCACCGGCAAGCGCAUCCACGCGCCGCGGACGCUGAGCGCCACCAUGUCGACAUCCGCCUUAAAGCUCGCCCACGCAGCAACCGCCAACUGUCAGAAGCCCAAGGUGGCCACCUCCUCCACCUCCCCGCUGGACAUGGUGCCCAGGGAGAAUCUGGAGCAAGACAAGCCAGCACUGAACAGUCUGUCAGAGAACACAGUGGCCAUGGAAGUCACGUAGCCUCCGCCGCCGGCUGCGAGGGAAACGUCACCCGGCGGCGGCGCCGUUUUCUUCCUUAGGGUUUUCUUUGUUUUCCUCUUUGUUUUUUUUUUUUUUUAAGGUGCUAUGCAUCAUUUUGUUUAGUCGUGAAUGCAAGUGGUGGCUGAAUGAGCACGGCAAGGUUGGGUUUCCACGGCAACCGUUUUGGGACUUAAUUGCAAUGCUCGUCUCGUACAAAUUUCUUUUUCUUCUCCCCUCCCAUAAUUUCCCCCUCCCCCCGUUUGUAAUUGUUAAUAAGAGAUCGUCUGUAAAUUCUUAAUAUGGCAAUUAUAUGUACAGUACAGCAUAUUUGUAAUAAAUACCCCCGCCCCACCUUUAAAUGCCCCGAAAAUACCCCCGCCCCACCACCACCGCCCCUCGUUCUUGUAUAUAACAUUACUUGAAUACAGAAUUGUUCAUUUGUGAUGUUUUGCACUCGAGAUACAAAGUUAAAAAAAGAAAAAAAGACGAAAAGAGAAAACGACAAACUGCAACUGGUGCAAAAAUAACGAGGAGUGAAAGUUGUACCACAGAAAAAUGUAUGUCAUCACAUGCAUGGUGCAGAACCUGCUGUUGGAUCUAUUUAUUGUGCCGUGUUUACAAAAAGUUAUUUCUCCCCACCUUCCCUCUCCCAGCUAUUCAUGUCGGGUUUUUUUUUUAAAUUUUUUUAUUUUAAAUACACUGUACCUCUCACCGGUGCCCCCAAGCUGUAGUCAGUGUUUAGCUACAUUUAGCUACAUCUGCGUAUAUUUUUUAAAAACAUUGAACAUGUUUCUGUUGUUCCACCAUAUUUGUCGUGUUGAGGAGUCGCAGGCCGGUAGGCGAGGCGUUUGUUUGCUCUUCCUUACAUUUUUUUAUUCCUGAGACAAGUAACAAAACAAUUGGGAUGAAGACUUUCCCAGAAGUCUUUGCUGCUUCUGACGUAUCUAGGCACUAUAUGAUUUUUUUUUUUUUAAUUGACUGAUGCUGCUUUUGUAUGAUUUUUAUCGUUUGGUUUCCACUAGAUGGCCUCAUUUUUCAUUGUUUUUCCUCCAUCUCAUUGUUUUUUUUUUUUUUUUUUUUUU
Poecilia reticulata (guppy) is the source of this 3982-nucleotide messenger RNA. Its product is annotated as enhancer of polycomb homolog 1-like. NCBI's taxonomy places the organism in Eukaryota, Metazoa, Chordata, Actinopteri, Cyprinodontiformes, Poeciliidae. Gene Ontology annotation, biological process: regulation of transcription by RNA polymerase II. The record is from RefSeq and is a predicted model, not a curated record. Gene Ontology annotation, cellular component: NuA4 histone acetyltransferase complex.